CGCUCCGUUUUGGUUGUGACAACCUGUCAUGUCAACGUGCAUGCUGCUCCUGUUGCUGUUACUCUCUCAGGCGGGCUGCGGUCUCAGUGACUCCCCCCGCCAGCUUUGUGAAUAGCCGCUCUGAAUGGACCCAACAGUUACCUGCCAGUCAUUUGGACUUGGAUUCUGCAGGAUCUGGAACCAGUGCAUGGACUAAAAACUUUGAACAAACAGUGCAGACUGAGAAAUAAUUUCCUAAUGUAUUUGGAAAACUCUGAGCAAAGCAAAGUCUCUGGAGAAAGGGAGCAGUCUACUGAAGUCAUGCUUGCUGAACAAUGCCAGGUUCCCAAAUUAACAGAAGCUGCAGAUUUAACCAGCCCUUCAAAGGGAAGUGCUGAACUUGGCAUAAAGGUCCUUGUGGAAUAUAGUGAGCAGACUGUUGUCAGCAGAGAAAUGGACCCUUCUAUCCUUUGUGUGGAACACUGCAACAUGAAUAGAGAUGAGACUGAAUCCUGCACAUAUUGCAAUGGACACUCUGAAAGCUUUGAGCAAUACUCAGCAAGCGAUGAAUUUUUUCAAUCCGACCAGAUCCUUGAUAAGUGUGAGACUUUGGGGUUAAGCCAACCAUCUGACGAAUGUGCUCAGCACCGUGAGUGUUUUAAACCUUGCAAGUCCUCUGAGCACUGUGCUAAUCAUAGUUUAGCUUCCACAUGUAGUUCUUGCUGUGAACAUUGUGCAAAACACCUCCAAUUAUUUCAGCAAUGCAAGCCCUCUGAUCAGCAGUUUGAGUCUUUUGACUUUGAGCCAGAUAAAUUACCAGUGAACUGUGACAGUUUGGGGCAGUGUGAAAUGUCUGAUUUCAUACCUGAAUGCACAGACCACCUGGAGUUACUGCAACAAUACGAGCCUUCUGAUCAGCAGUGUGACUGCUUUGACUCUGAGCCAGAAACAUCAACAGAGGACUCUGAGCAAUGUGACAUGACUGGUUUCACACCUAACAUCUCUGAUUCAGUGGACUUAUUGGACUGUGGCGCUGAACUUUGUGAGUAUGACGAAAUUCAGAAUCAAACGGAAUACACUGAUGAUGAUGAUGAUGAUGAUGAUGACGAGAGCUAUCCACUUGAAGAAGAGGACGAGCAAAAUGAAACAGAGCCUAUUGAUGAAGAGUCCUGCAGAUUAUCAGAUGAUGUAAAUUCCUCACAUUUCGACACACCUGUUCAUGUUUAUUUUGAGGACAGUGAAGAUGUUCCCUUUGCGAGUGAAUGCUGUGAGACACACCAGUUCAAUGAAGAAAACUCUCCGCAAGCUACAACAUUAGACAAGACCACAGAUCGCUGUGAAAUGUGUGAAACUGAUUGCUUUGAAACAAGCCAAGAGUAUGAGCCAACUCAACAAUGUGCUACUUCAGAGCAGUGCAACUCUGACAAGACCUCAGAGUUUUGCAGUGAAGAAGAUGGUUCCUCAGAUUGCUCUUCUAUUGAAACCAAAUCCUUUAAGACUUGUGCCGAUGGCAGUAUUCCUUCAGAUCCCUGCUCUGAUUCAUCUGGGGAAUCAGAAAAGGGAGCUCAGGAAGAUUCAAGUGAUGAGCAGACACAGUGGGAAUCUUUUGAAGAUGAUGAAGAAAUAGAGCAAAGCAAUAUUAAAAAACCCACUGUUGAUAGUGUUAUUGAAGAUUACUUUGAUCUAUUUGACAGAGCUGACUAUUACGGACACGCGUUCGCACAAAAGCGGCAUUACAUCUCCUGCUUUGAAGGGGGAGAUAUCCAUGACCGCCUGUAUCUUGAAGAAGUUCAAUCUGCCAAAAAUGCAUGCAAAUGUAAAAAAAUCAAUGAGCAAAUUCAUGUACAGGAAACUGAUACAUGUUUUGAUUCCCCUGAAGAAGCAUGUGAAGAUACUUAUGAGGAAGAUGCAGAUCAGAGAGAUGACACCUCUUCUGGGUCUUGUGAGUCAGAGAAACAAGCUGAAGAAUGGAUUGUACAAUCAGAAUCUAGUUUAGCAGAGGAUGUAGUUGAAGAAAGUGAAUCAGAAGCCCACGCCCUUUAUGCAGAGAAUUGUGAGGAAACCGAGGAAGAUGAAGACACUUCUGAUGGAGAAGCUUGUGCGUUUGACGGCCAUGUUUCUGAAAUCUGUAACGAAGAAGAAGCUGAGGUUUGCCUGUCCUCUGGUAAUGGGGAGAGCAUGUGUGCGCCAUGUGCAGAGGACAUCUCUGUUGAAGGUGAUGCUUAUGAAGAUGAAGUCUCUGUUGCUCAGAAUUAUGAAUCUCUUGAUGACAGUACCUCUACCGUUGGUCGUUUACAGAGAUCUGUUACUGAUUACAAAAAGGAUGACAAAGAUGAGCCUGAAGAAAAAGUAUUUAUUGCAUGUUCGGAAAUGGAGCCAUAUUGGUCACUUGUUGAUCAUGAGGAAAGUGGAGAGAUGUGUGAGCCAGGUGUUGAGGAAUACUAUGCAUAUCAGAUUAAAAGCAUUCAGUCAUCUGUUAAACAAGCCCUGAAUAGAUUUAUUAUGGAAGGAAGAUCAUACAAUCAGAUAAUCCAUGGAAAAGCUAAUGAGGAUGCUUGUAGGAAUGAAAGAGAAGAUGGAAUCUGCCCAGAAGAGUGCAAAGAAGUCAGAUUUGGAAUUACUGAUGUUAUCGAACUGAGUGAGAAUUUAGCCAACUGCUCUGUUGAGGAAAAAACAACCAACGAACAAACUCCAGAAUCAGACGAAGACUAUGGAUUCAGUGAAAUUUCAAGAGAAAUAAAUCCUCCUUUAGAUAUUAUUCACAGUGUUGUCUCAAAAAAUGAGGAAAGGGAUGCACACACGCUGGUCAGAAGGACUGAGGAAAACUCAGAGGCCUCCGAACAAAGCAGAGAUUCAGAAGAGGAGCAGAGUGACGAUGAAUCCUCUGAGCCUUGUGAAUGCGAGUACUGCAUUCCACCGAUAGAGCAGGUUCCAGCCAAACCGCUGCUCCCACGGAUUAAAUCAAAUGAUGCAGGGAAGAUCUGUGUGGUCAUUGAUUUGGAUGAAACAUUAGUGCAUAGUUCAUUUAAGCCAGUGAACAAUGCUGAUUUUAUCAUUCCAGUGGAAAUUGAUGGAACAGUUCACCAGGUGUAUGUGUUAAAGAGGCCCCACGUUGACGAAUUCCUCAAGAGGAUGGGAGAAUUGUUUGAGUGUGUUUUGUUCACCGCAAGCUUAUCCAAGUACGCAGACCCUGUGUCGGACCUGUUGGACAAAUGGGGGGCCUUCCGGAGCCGUCUCUUCCGGGAGUCAUGUGUCUUCCACAAAGGGAACUAUGUAAAAGACCUGAGCCGUUUAGGAAGAGACCUCAACAAGGUCAUCAUCAUUGACAACUCCCCAGCCUCCUACAUCUUCCAUCCCGACAACGCAGUUCCUGUAGCGUCCUGGUUUGACGACAUGUCAGACACCGAGCUCCUCGAUCUUAUCCCCUUCUUUGAGAGACUAAGCAAAGUGGAUGACAUCUAUGAUUUUCUCCAGCAGCAGAGGACUUCAAGUUAACAGACAGGAUACUACGAUGAAAAUAAUCACCAGCAGCUGUUAUCACGGGGCCACGGAGGCUGGUGGGCCACAGGCUCCACGCUGCUUCCAACUACAAGGACCACACUGCAAAAAAUGUAUCAUGAAUCAUUUAAUCUCAUAUUCUUAUAAUAUAUUGCAUAAAAAAGUGAAAGAAAUCUUCCAGUAGGGUUUGGUACUUCAGCACUGACAGUUAUCCAAUCCCAGUGCCAGAUUUGUUUUUGUUUUUCUUUUUUCUUUUUUUUGUAAUACAAGAUAAAAACUGAAUGAGAUUCAGUGACUUCUGUAGAUAUCUUUUGCAGUGCAGCUAGUGUGUUGUUGUUGUCGUUAUGGGACAGCAGUGAGUAUGUAAGUGUGUUGUAAACCUAGAUUGUGUCAACAGUUGUUCGGUGCCUUCUACAAAUGAACCACAUCAAUCAUUUUUGUCAGUACAAUGUAGCGUUUUGUAAUAGUAUUCGAAGCUCUCACACAGAAUAUAACAAGUCAUUGACGACUGUCCCUUAAAUCCCAUUAACUUACUUUUUUUUGUGCCUAAAAUGGCCAAAUGUGUAUGCAGUAAAAGACAAUCAUUAACUUUAGUGAAUUUUGGUUUAUUAAUUUCUAGCAUGUUGUGACACAUUUCACUACAAACCACAUUUUUGAUAAUGAAUACUGUGCACUUACUGUAUGUCUUCGGAACGCUUUGAGCAAGUACCAUUUGUGGUAGGAAUUUGGCUCCAAAAACACAACAUUUACUUCAGAUUUUGCAUUUAGAUUGAAAAGAAACCAAAACAGUAAUCAUGGGAAACAUAGUAGUCUAAUAGUCCAUUGUCACUAAAAGUCCUUAUUCACUACUUUACAGAUGGUUGAUGAUGUUUGAUAGCAUUAAAUUCUAAUAUUACUGGAAUCUAAUUAUUAAUGUGUAAUAACCCUUUUAUAUGUUGUCUUAUGCCCAGUCCAGUCACAAAACACCGUAAUCUUGUUAUUCACAAAUUGACCUCAUACUUGCAUAGCAAUAAAUCUUGAAAAAGCUAAAUAUAAGAUAUAUAAAACAUAUAAAGUCUGGAUCUUUUGGACAGUUCUGGAUUAGCAUUAAGACAACAGCUUGACUGCACACUUAUAGGACCUUUCAGAGAUUUACCACUGCAGAAAUGGUGAGAUUAUUUUUGUACAUACAGUAUAUCAGGAUUUUAGGCAAUCGGUUUGAUUUAGUUUUAAUGUUAUUCUACCUAAUGUUAUUUUAUCUUUUUGAGUUUUUAGUUGACUUGGCCACCAGUGCAGUGUGUGGCCCAUCAAUAAUGCAAUACUGUUUAUGUGUGCAAGAGGAGGCUGCAACCUGCUAUGGCGACUUAAAGGUCCAGUAUGUAGGAUUUAGCGGCAUCUAGCGGUGAAAUUGCAGAUUGCAAUCAUUUGAAUCCCGCUCGCCUCACCCUCCCCUUCCAAGCGUGUAGGAGAAACUACGGUGGCCACGAAACUAACGAAAAACGCAAACGGCCCUAUCAAGAGCCAGUGUUUGUUUGUGCGUUCUGGGCUACUGUAGCAACAUGGCGGCCUCCAUGGAAGGGGACCCGCUCCUUCUAUAGAUAGAAAUGGCUUAUCCUAAGGUAAUGAAAACACAACGAUUCUUUUUUUCAGGUGAUUGUACACUAAUGAAAACAUACUUGGGAAUAUUAUAUUCCAUUUCUGCCAAUAGCUCCUGCUAAAUGUUACACACUGAAUCUUUAAAUAAGUUUGUUUGAUUUGAAAGCACACUUUGAUGCCUCCUAUCAGUAAACUUGAAUCCGAGCUUUUUCGUGUAAGACGUUAAUGGAGUCAAGUGUACUGCCUGAUCGAUCUGUAUAUUCAGUGUCACAGGGGAAACUUGUACCAGACAUGUUCGAGCCCUAAUUGACUUUGCCUCAGUCUGGAGCGAGUGUGUAUAUUUGUAUGUGUGUGUGGGUUUCAGUGUGAUUGCGUCAGUGUGAGUAUUUACAUUGGUUUAAGAUUUUAAAAAAGAUACUUUGACAAUACGUGAAAAAAUAUAACCUGACUUUUAAAUAAUGAUUUAACUUUUUUUACUGUAUGCAACAAGAGUAUUAAUGUUGUGACUCAAGUAAAGAAACUGGUUCAAACAAGUGAGUUUUUAAAAUUGCUGCUGUCAAAUGUUAAGAUUGAAAAAAAAAAAACAACUAGAGAUAUUUUUACCUUGCAUCAAUAAAGCAUGUUUUAUUGAUACAGCUCA
Messenger RNA from Siniperca chuatsi (mandarin fish), 5692 nucleotides. RefSeq names its product carboxy-terminal domain RNA polymerase II polypeptide A small phosphatase 1-like. Lineage: Eukaryota; Metazoa; Chordata; Actinopteri; Centrarchiformes; Sinipercidae. The coding region runs from base 238 to 3474 and encodes 1078 amino acids. The record is from RefSeq and is a predicted model, not a curated record. Gene Ontology annotation, molecular function: RNA polymerase II CTD heptapeptide repeat phosphatase activity. The transcript is spliced from 6 exons.